CCUCGGACCACCACGUCCUCCUAGCGCCCAGAAAAAGGGGCCAUGCCUGGGGAGCAGCCCCGUGGAGCACCAGCCCCAACCAUGACCAGAGGCCUACAGUCCUGUCAAACAACCAGCAGCAUGGCAAGUGGCACGGCCAGUGGCACAGCCACCCAGCCCCGCAGCGAGGACGACACCGCAGCCAGCAGGACCGCCAAGGCCACAAGGGAGGCGGGCAGUGGGGCCCAGGCCAUGGAACCCCCUGAUGCCCAGCCUGGGGAGGCUAGGGAGGUGGAGCCCAAGGUCCCCCUCCUGAGAACCCAGCCCCUAAGCAGCCCCCCUAGAAAGGGUGGCAGCCCCCGGACCCCACUAGGGAGGAGCCACACGCAGGCUCCCACACGGCACACAGACAGGGCAGACGGCAGCCCCCAGCAGCUCUACACUCUGAGCAUUUCAGGCUCAAGGGCCAGACCCACCCUGGACGAGACCCCCGAGGGCCCACAGCACGAGGCUACCGGGCCCCCAGAGACAGAGGCCCCUCCUGCCACGGAAGAGCUCAGCUUCCAAAGGUGCUUCCAGGAGACCCCCUCCAGCUUUACCUCCACCAAUUAUACCUCACCAAGUGCCACCCCAGGGCCCCCGCCCCUCAGGGGCCCCCAGAACCGCGAUGCUAGCCCCUGCAGGCCAGCCUCCUACUCCGAAUUCCAAGCCAGGGGGGCUGAUGCCUGGCCUCCCACUGCUGAGAACAAUUUACCAGGUGCUAGUUUCAGGGUCCUCUCCACAGAGCCGGAGCCCUUUGCUGAAGGUGGGAGCCCCAGGGUGGCCUCCUUCCAGUUCCCUUUCCCAGCGCUGCACGGGGCCAGCCCGAAGCCUUUCCCCAAGGACACCGCGAGGCCUGAUUACUCGGACAGGGCACUGGUGUUUGCCUUCUGCCAGCCUCGGGGGGAGUGGCAGGAGGAAGCGGUGGGCACAGGCUCGACCUUCUCGCUGCCCACCCAGCCUGCUCCUCCACCCCCACCCUGCUACCCCAGCCAGCCCAGGCGCCUUGACCCCCCCAGUGACCUCGGCCGUGCUCUCCCCGCCACUGGUGCUGCUCACCCAGCCCCCAGCCCCUUCUCAGAGAGCGCGGUCACUUUCCCAGACAGUUUGCACAAGAGCCUGACCAAAGCCCUCUCUGAGAGGCCGCCUUCAGCCCACAAUGGGUUGGGGAGUCCCAGGGGACCCCCAAACUCUCUGUCCCAGAGGCACUUUUCCCCGCAGGCAUAUGGAAGCCCGGGAGCCAGUGCAGUGGGCACCAGUCCUGGGUCUCUGGAUGCAGAGUUGGCCACCCCAGGGCCCCCACCUACCAGACUGCCCCAACUGUGGGAUGCCACCGCAGCUCCUUACCCCACGCCUCCCCUGGGCCCCCCAGCCACUUCCAGGGGUGCAUUCUUUGAAGGCCAGCCAAGCCCAGGCCAGCGACUUGGCCUUCCCCAGAACCCCGCGCUGCCCUGGCCCCAGGUGCUCCCGGCCACGGGGCCCAGACCCCACGACGUGGAGAUGCUGAGCCAGCUGCCUUUUCCCCCAGGCACCCCUGAGUGGCAGGGGGGCAGCCAUGCAGCCCUGGUCGCUGCCAGCAAGACACCUGGGCUGGGGGAGAAGCUGGCAGUGCUGAGGAGCAGCCCAGGCCAGCACAGCAGCGGCUCCCCAAGGCUGUUCCCCUACAAUGGGCUGCAGGACCCUGGAACCCAGCCCCUGUUCUUUGGGGUAACCCAGCCCCAGGUCUCGCCCCGAGGGACCCCUGGCCUGCCCCAACCCAGGCUGGUGGCAGCCUCUCCCAGUGAGUCCCCACUGCCCUCUCCUGCCACCAACACAGCCGGCAGCAGCACCUGCUCAUCACUGUCACCACUGUCCAGCAGCCCAGCCAACCCCAGCUCAGAGGAGAGCCAGCUCCCUGGUCCCCUAGGGCCCUCUGCCUUCUUCCACACCCCCAGUCAUUCCCAGGAGAAGAGCAGCCCCUUCCCAUCCCCCGAGCCCUCACACAGCCUCCCCAUCCACUACCAGUCAGAGCCAGUCAAGACCUUUCCUUUCCCCACAGAGGGGCUGGGGGCCGAGGGCACCUUCAAAUGCCUGGAGGAGGCCCCAUUCCCGAGUGUGGGCCCUGAGGUGGGCAGCAGGGGGCUGGAGGGCUUUCCCCCAGAGCCGCCCCCCUACUCUGUCCACCACUUCCCCCUCAGCAGCGCCAGCCUGGACCAGCUGGACGUGCUGCUCACUUGCAAGCAGUGCGACCGCAACUACAGCAGCCUGGCCACCUUCCUGGAGCACCGGCAGUUUUGCAGCGUGGCCAGGACCAAGGACAGCCACCAGCAACCCUCGGAGCUUCCCACGCCCUCCGCCACGGCCUCCGUGCUGGCUGCUCCCAAAGCAGCAGCCGGCGGGAACCCAAGCCUGCUCAGCCACACCAAAACAGUCCCCUUCCUGCUAGGGGCAGACGUCCGGGUUGAUGGCAAAGAUGACCCCUUGAGGACAAGUUUCUUGCCUGGCCUGACCACUGCCCCCUUCCCUCUCUCUGCUGCGGACCUGGACCUGGAGGAUGAUGCCAAGCUGGACAGCCUCAUCACCGAGACACUCAACGGCCUGGAAUACCAGUCAGACAACCCUGAGAUCGACAGCAGCUUCAUCGAUGUGUUUGCCGACGAAGAACCUUCUGGCCCCAGAGGUCCCAGUGCUGGGCUACCCCCCAAGACAAGGGUGGGGGCCACACCAGAGAACAAAGCUCAGCUCCCGCUCCCAGCCUCAGAGCCCCAGGCUCCCCGCCCUGGGGACGGGGGCCACUCGGCCUGCAACAGGCCCAAAACCCGAUCCCUGGGCCUAGUGACUACGGAGGCAGAUGGGGCCAGCCCGGGCAGCCAGCCGAAGAGAGGGAAGCAGUUUAAGAUUUUCCAGAGAGAGCUGGACACAGCCAACACUGCCAAGAGGUCAGGCAGGGGCACCAGAGCCACCUGCCUGAGGCCAAGGAGGAAGGGCGACAGGGCUGAGCCAGUCCCACCUCGCCCCAGGGACCUCAGGACCCAAGCUCUCAAGAACCACACAGAUCCCUGUGGUAGGGCCCUUCCAGCGGAGACCAGGAGCUCCAAGCGCCUCCGACUGUCCCCGGGGAAAGAUUCCAGGAGAGCGAGGGCACGGGGUGGCACCUGGAGCAAGGAGCUCAUCCACAAGAUCGUGCAACAGAAGAACCAGCUGCACAAGCUGCAGGCGCAGCGUGGCCAGGGCAGGUGCCCCUCCCCGGAGACUGAGAGUCCCGCACCCAGCACCCAGGAUGGCAGGCUCCAGGAAUAUGACUACGCCUCCGAGUCAGAGGAGGAGGACCAUUUGCAGCCACGGGGCCCCCGCUUCAGAGGCCAGCCCCGCCACGGCUGCCGGCAGUGGCGCCGAGGUGAGAAGAGAAAGGAAGUAGACCUGACCCCGAGUUCCAGAGAAGAUCAGGAGCAGCAGAAACCCAGGAAGGCCGUGAGGCAGGAAACCACAAAGCCAGGCAGGCCUUGCCCAGGCCCCAGUGAGAGCCCCAAGGCCCACGGCCCACUGCAAAGCCCUAAGACCGGAGAGGGCCCUAAGGAGAGAGGCCCCAAGUGUCUCCUAGAGGUUCCCACCAGUGCCAAGAUCCCAGAGGAGAACCAUUCAUCGCUGGACUUCCAUCAAGAUUUUCCACCUGACACCACAAAGCUUCUCAGAGAUGCCUCCGGCUCUCCUCCGCCCACCUGUGUGGAAGGAAGUCCCUGUUCCCCAGCCCCAGAGCGACCACAACCAGGCAGGGAGGACACCGUGGUGCCCCACAGGAGCUCGUCGGCACCAGGCGCAGGCAGUCUGCUGAGGGACCCCGGGUGCACGGAACCCCCCAUCUCUCAUGAUGAAGAGGAACACCCUGCCUACCUGCCAGGAGAAUUGCUGGUGCCCAUCACUAGCACUGCCGCUGCGUAUCCCGAGGCCAGCAUCCUGUUUCUAAAGACCCCUGAUCUUGGGGGAGACCCGGCUCUUUUUAACAGAGACUCUGUGGUUCCAGCUGCCAAAAGGGGGCCCCAGCCCUACAGCAGCCCCCACAAUGAAUUGCUCCUUGGACCCAAAGACCUGGCUGGCUGUUUCGGUGAAGACUUGUACUCCAAGCCCUUAGCUCCGGACACUCCUCCUGCCAGCAACAUGCACCUUCGCCAAGAUGGUGUAGACGCCAGUUCCCUCAAGUCAAAACCUCCCAGGAAUCCACCCUCCAUGGUCAACACAGAGCCAGGCAAAGCCGAAUCACCACUGGCUUUAGAGUCCACACCCCUUCUCUCGGGGAUGCCCGUGGGUGACUUUGAUUCACCGAUGUACAGCAGCCUGUCUGGAAAUGGGGAUACACACUCACCAUCUACAUGCAUCGACCCUCCCCCAAGGAAGCCCCAGCUAGACCCAUCUUACCCUUCAUUUCUGCCUGAGAAGGGCUGGUCCCUAUUGGAGGAAGUUUCUCCGAUGCUAUCCAGCCAUCUGGGCCAUUUUUCUGACCUCUCAAGGGAAAAGGUAUUCAGUAAGAAGUGUCCUCGUGAAAGGACAGUGGCCACCAACCCUCCCCCUUUGCCUUCCAAGGUUAGCGAAUGUAACAUGGCUUUUAUGGGCAACUUGUCUGAGGAUGAAUUAGAGAUCAAAAGAUUGGUCACCGAAUUAGAAAGUCAGCUGGAAAGUAAAGGUGAGCACGAGGUCCCAGGAUUGCUGCGCAAAGCUCAGAACAUGGGCCAGACGCGCUUGGACACAGUGUCCCCCCUGCCCAUGCACCAGGCUGCCUCCCCCGAAAAGGACUCGUUCCCCACAGCUGACCUCACUGGUCUUGGGGAAUUGAGUCCACGCCAGAAAGGGGCAGAAUCAGCUGUGGCCACCACAGAGGGGACUCUGGAGAACCCUCAGGAGGAAUGGUCCUCAUUUCACCCCAGAAAAGCAGCCACUCCCCCUAAUAGCCACAAAGACCAGGUUUCUAGCCCCACUGGGGCUAGCCUCACUUUCCAGCCAGUGCAGGACACCAGAGUCUCUAGGACGGGGCUCCCCAAAGCAGAGGAGGGCUGCAGGGUCUGCCCAGAAGCCUGUCUACCUGACCCCGGAGAGCCACUCAAGCCUCCGUUGGACAGAGGAGAUUUAGUAAAAAGCAGCCCAAACCAUGAGCCUUUGCAUCCUAAAAGUAACAGGGCCACCAGAAUCCAUCACAACGAAGAUAUCCUGCUGCUUCUUUCCUGCACUCAGAAGGGGCUGUUCCCAGGAUCCUGCAAGGCACAGGGGCCCUGCCGAGAUGCCCUCAACAGCCCUGUUGCCCAUCUGGCACCUGACUUGGCUUUUCAGGGUGUCGGGGUUCUGCACCUGGGUACCACCCCACCUCCUGGUGCCAGUCACAGUGAGGUCCUCAAGGGACAUGCUGUAAGCAGCACAGAUGAGCCAGAAGGAGCAGGUCCCCUCUACCCUAUAGCAGGGGGCCCUGGCUCUGAGGGUAACAAGGAGUUUGUACCAGCAGGAGCCUCCCCAAGUCCUGCUUGCUUGCCCGACACCAGUCCUGGCAGGAGGCCCCAGGACCCCUCUGAAAGCCCAAUACGUCAACUCCAGCUACUGGUGGCCAGAGCAGCUGAGAGUGAAGAUGCCGCCCCGGACUUACAGGGGUCCCUGCUUGCCGAUGCCCAGAGCCCUCAACAGAGCAACCCCUCAGAUGUGGAAGGGGACAGCGUGGAAUGCGGGAACAUGGUCCAGAGCCCUGCUAAGAGCUCAGAGCGGGGUAUGCAGAUAACAGCUAUCCCUGCUAUGACCAGAUGUCAGCUGGGACCAGAGGCAGAUGAUCAUCUGGGCUCAUUCAGCCAGGCUGAGCAGCUCAGAGGCCCAGGCAAAGCCAGCCACCUGCAACCAGAUAACUGGGGGAGCCCUGGGGGAGCAGACAACCUCGCCACAGUCAAUGCUGAUCCUGAAACCACACAGGACAGCCUGCCUGGGGCUGCAGACCAGUUAGGGGGGCAGGUCCAGGGAAGCAGGCUGAACGUGGGCCUUCAGAAUGAAGCAGAGUCUGCACCCUGCCCCACCUCUUCUGAAUCGGAAUCUCUGGCCCUGGCCCUGGCAGCAACACGUGCCCAAAGUGGGCCUGAGGACUGGAUUCGAGAGGUGACCGGCCCCAGCCUUAAGAAGCACCUGCUAGUCACUGGAGAGAGCCCAGAGCUCCCCAUGAGGGGCCCGGUUGGCUGUACACCCUCGCCUACUUCUGCAACCAUCCCUGUUCCUUGCAGCCUUGAGCACUUGCUCCAGGAGGACCCUCCCGCAGUGCUUUCGGGUGAGCUAAGGGGGCUGCUUCCGGCGUCUCCCUCCUGUGGCAACUCCACCGGCACAGAGCACCUGCCAGCCUGUUCCUCCGUCGGCACAGCUCUGAAAAGGGCUGAGUGCACCCCGGAUCCCACAGGUUCUAGGGCCAAAGGGUACCUGGCAACCCCCUCACCUUUGAGGACAAGCCCCUGUGACCUCAAGGAAAGCCGGGCUUGCUGCCCUCUCCUAGGGGAACAAAUCCCCCUCGAAGACCCUCCCAUAGGCCAGCCCAACUUCAUCAGUGUUUUCACUCCCACCCAUGUGGGGGACCACCCUGAAGGCCACAUGUCAAGAUCUCUAGAGGGUUCCGGAAAAGAGAGGUUGAGGGGAUCUCCUGCCUGUGAUACUGCUCCUCUCCCAGCGAGGGACACGUCCCCGAGAGUAACCAUCAAGGCUGCUGCCCGACCUGGCAUCCCCGCCAUAGAUGGCAUGGAGGCAGCCAGAGGCCGCAGGACUGAGUGGCCAGACCCCCACUGCAGGGGAGCCAUGCCCAACACCAGCCCAGACAGGACGCCCAAGGGCCCCUCCUCAGAACACCCAGGAAAUAGGGAAAGCCAGAGCAUCACUACUGUGCCCACUGACUCUUCCACCCAUAGGACAGCCGGGCCAGAGCCCCAUGCCUGCCUGGACAGUGGGGCGGGGGCCAGCCCCCAGGGCCAAGAGGACCUUAAGACACCUGGUGCUGGCCGCCCUAACAUUGCAAAGGCCUCAGGAGCUGGCACCAGAGGCCUGAGCGUCACCCACCCUUAUGAAGAGGUCUGCCAGGACAGAGCCACCUCUCUAAGCAGCACAGCCAGCAACUCCAGACCCAACUCCCCCCAGAGCCUCAGAAAUGUCUUCCACCAGAUGCCCCAGGGGGACCUCCUAUGUACCCAGGACCCCAAACAGAAGGCUUGUGGCGUUAAAAAGAAGCCCAUGUCUACCGAGAACAGCCUCUGGAAGGACCAAGGUCCCAGCAGGCAGCCCGUGACCUGCGAGGUCUGCUCAGCCACCUUCAGAUCCAGGCCAGGCCUAAGUCGCCAUAAAGCCAGGAAGCACAAGCUGCACAGGGAAGCCACCUCCCAGCCAAGCCCUCCAGCCCUGCCCACUCCCCAACCUGGGGAGUCCGCAGCCCAGAUGAGCCACCCCCCUGGGAAGAAAAGCCGCAGGGGUCAUGGGAAGGAGGAACCAAGGCACAGGCUGAGCAGCCCCAGCCAUGCAGCAAUGUCACCUCCCAUCCAGGGCUCCAUGGCUUCUGAGGAUGCUCCAGGCCCCGAAAUGGCCAAGGAGCUCGGUAUUCUGAAAACAUUAGGCUGUGCCCCCAGCCAGGAACCACACCCCCUGGGCCCGGUCAAGCAAGGAGUGGGCUCAAGGCCUGCAAAGCCCAGGAAGUGGGGCUUGCUGCCAAGGGAUGAGCCUUAUCCCAAACAGACAGAGAGAGGAGGAGGCCAGAGGCGGGGUAGACCGUCUGUGAACAUCCCCAGUGAGUCAGCGGGGAAAUCAAAUAAGAAAGCAAGAAAGCCAAGAGCGAGAAGGUUCCGGGAGGAGAGCGAUCCUCAAGUCUCUCCUGAUGUGAUUUCAGAUAGAAGCCGCUGGAAUCCAUCAACUGCAAUUGUCAGUUACCCACUCCCUCUGAGCUGCAGCCUCUCACAGGAGGCAGAGCAGGAGACAGAGGUCAGCCAGCUGCCUCUCCCCGCAGUCACAGACCUGCAGGAGACACCUGCACAGAAAUCACCUGGGAAUUGGGUGACCCCUCCAGGAAGGAUGGAAGGGGUGCCUCCUGGGAAAGGACUGGAGGGGCAGAAGGCAGCCUUGACAAAGGGAUGCUGGGGUCCCAGAGAGACCGGGAUUCUGGGUGUCUGCAGAGAACUGUCAAGGGCAGCUAGGAGUACACCUGCAGGGGACAGCAGAGCAACUGACUGCAUGUCAGGGCAGACAGACUGGGAAGGGCACAAGCAACCCCAGGGACUGCCAGGCCCGCCAGAGACUUGUGGUUCUGAAGCAGGUGACACCAUCAGCAGUUGCCUCCAGGGCCCCCAGCACAACCCAGAAAACAGGGUCCAGGAGCAUGAAGGCGUCACUCCUGAAGCUCCCAGCCCAGGUCUCGGGGACCCUCUGAGCUUAUUUGAUGACGAAGCCUCCUUUUCCCAGCUCUUCCCUCUCGGCAACCGCUUAACUCGGAAGAAGAACCCCCGAGUCUACGGGAAGCGCUGUAAAAAGCCAAAGCCCCCGCCAUUGCCGGAGCCUGGUGGGGAGUUCCAAGGCAGCGCUACUCUGCCCUCUGCCCACAUGCCUACAGAUCUCAGUGACUCCGGUUCCCUCUGCCUGUCCCUCGAGGACCCGUGGGGUGACGAGGCCACUGGCCUGCCCGAGUCCUUCCUUCUGGAGGGCUUCCUCAGCAGCAAGGUGCCUGGCAUUGACCCCUGGGCCCCCGGACCCAGCCUAUGGGCCCUGGAGCUUGACCCGGAAGCAGACUGUGCCAAGCAAAAACCCUCCUGCAGUGCCGAGGACCACCCGUCGGAGAACAUCCCUGAGCUGCACAUGGUCCCAGCAGCUUGGCGAGGCCUGGAGCUGCGGGCCUCCACUGAUGAGACUGCCUCUUCUCUCGGAGACGUGAGCCCUGAGCCCCCCAACCUGGAGCGAGAACACUACGACUACGGGCUCCCGGGCAAGACUGUAGAGGCUGAGAGGCUCAGCACCAAAGUUGAGAUGCAAGAUCUGUGCUUUCUGGGCUCCUGCAAAGACCAUGUGGCUCUCCCCAGCAUGAGCUUCUUAGACUUCAAGGCCACAGGAAAUUCCCAGGGGCCACAGAGCAAAAGGACAGAGGAGGCGUCAGGGGCCAUGAGGGCCCCAGGCAGGGACCGGAAUGCCAAGGCCAGGAGGGCGCCCUACAAGUGCAGGGUGUGCUUCCAGCGUUUUCACGGCCUGGGUGAGCUGGACCUGCACAAGCUGGCCCACAGCCCCUCGCCACCCCCCACCUGCUACAUGUGUGUGGAGCGCAGGUUCGGCUCUCGGGAGCUGCUGCGGGAGCACCUGCAGGAGAAGCACGUGCAGGGCCGGGCCGGGCUGUGGGCCUGCGGCAUGUGCUUGAGGGAGGUGGCCGAUGUCUGGAUGUACAAUGAGCACCUGCGGGAGCAUGCCCUACAGUUCGCCCGAAAGGGGCCAGCACGGAGGUCCCUGGGAGACUCACCUGGAUGCUGGGAGGGGAACAGCACCGUCACCCACUUCCUGAGCAGCAUUAUGGGGCAGGCAUCCAAACCCCACAGGGGCAAGUGCUCAGUUGGCCAGGCGAAUGGGUGCCCUGCAGAGAAGGAGAGGGCAAAACCCAAGGUUCGUACCAACAGCUCAAACCAGGAUGGCUCUUUAAUGCUAGAAAAUAACUUAACCAACAGCAACCAGUCGGCCUGCACAAAUCCCACUCUGCCCAGCAGUUCUGCCACUCUCCUUAGCUCUACCAAGAUGUGCCCCAGCCCAUCCCCUGACGCCUGCUCCAACCGAGAGCCCUUACUCCACACCAUCCCAAUGCACCAGGACUGCAAGGACCCCUCCAGAGACUGCCACCACUGCGGCAAGCGGUUCCCCAAGCCUUUCAAGCUGCAGCGCCACCUGGCGGUGCAUAGCCCACAGCGCGUCUUCUUGUGCCCCCAGUGCCCAAGGGUCUACCCUGAGCUCCGCGAGCUGCGUGCACACUUGGCCAGGGAACACGGGGUGAGGGAGGAGCUGGAGCUGCAGCACACCCCACUGUACGCCUGUGAGCUCUGUGCCAACGUCACGCACAUCAGCAAGAGGUCCUUCGUCUGCAGCUCCUGCAACUACACGUUCGCCAAGAAGGAGCAGUUUGACCGACACAUGGACAAACACCUGAGGAGGGGACAGCAGCCCUUCACUUUCCGCGGGGUGCGGAGGCCAGGCGCCCCUGGGCAGAAGGCCCAGGAGGGCUCACUGCCUAGCAAACAGCUCAGAGUGGCCACACCCAGCAGCACCCCUGGGCCCGUCGUGGACAGGUCUCUGUCCCCGGGCAGCAGCCACACCCCGAACAAGGCAUCCCUCCCAGCCCUGCCCCAGCUCUGCUCGGAGGCAGCUCCCAGCAGCACCAAUGAGCAGUCCAGGACCCCCGAGAGACCCACAGAUCCUGUGGGCCACUUGGCCGGGGACAACAAUCUGCCCUUUGACCCCCAGGAACUCCUUCUCCCGUCUCUGUCUCCUUUCCCAGCAACCUCAGCUGAUGGCAAACAUGGCCACAAGCCAGACCAAGCCCUGGAGAGCCCAACAGAUGAGGCUUCCCCAGGCAGUCCUGGGCCUCUUCUCCAGCAGGCUUUCCCAUUGGAGGGGUCUCUGCCCCGGCCAGCGGCCAGAGGCCAAGCCAUGGAGGAACAGAGGGCUGUUGGCCCACUCUCAGGGAAAGGCAGGACCCCAAGUACCCCUGGCAAAUGUGCCCCUGACCAUCGCCUAGAAGCCCCCUCCCUGCUCUGGAAGGAGAAGCAGGUGUCCACAUGCCACAUGAUGCCUGAGAGGGUCGAGGGGGUCAAGGGAGUCCACUCUCAUAAGGGUACCGCCACCAAGCAUGGGAGCUGUCGGAGUUCGUCAAAGGACAGGCCAGCUUUGUCCAUCCCCAGCAAAGCACCCAAGUUCCCAAUGAAAUUGAAGAAGAUGAUGGCCAGCCCAACACCUGGCGAGCCAGCCCGUGGCACUGAGGACAGGCAGAAGCCCACUGCCCCCAAAGCCAAGCCAGGCCCCAGCUCCCAGGGCGAUGGAGGCCCACAGCACAGCACCAAGACAGCAGGUGGCAGCCAGCCUCAACCAGCCAGUGGGCAACUCCAAAGCGAGACAGCCACCACCCCGGCCAAGCCCAACUGCCCAAGCCAGAGCCCUGCCACAGACAAGCCCCCAACUCGAGCCCUGCCCAAGGGCUACCCCAAGGCACUGAGAGAAGCUGGUGACCAGGGACCCCAAGGGAGCUUGGUCCCCAGGGAAGAAGGGGAGGGGAAAGAGAAGAAGAGAAAGGGCCGGACUCUGGGGCCAACCAAGAGUGACAGUGUGGGGAGCUUGGGGAGAGCCCCUUCAGUCCCCGACAAGCCCCCCCGGGCUCCCCGGAAACAGGCUACUCCCAGCCGUGUGCUCCCUGCUAAGCCCAGGCCUGGUAGCCAGAGCAGCUCUACAGUGCCCCAGCCCUCAGAGCAGCAGAGAGGGGAGCCCGGCCACACACACCGGGACUUCAGACGCAGCAAGGAUGGGCUGGGCAAGGCCUUCCCCCAGGCAAGACCCCUGCACAGGACCCCCAAGAGGGGGAGAUCUGUCCACGGUGCUGAACAUGCCAACUCCCGAGCCUGCUGGACAGCUGAAUCCCAGAACGACCUCCUCAGCCAGCUCUUCGGACAGAGACUAACCAGCUUCAAGAUCCCUUUAAAAAAGGACCCUUCUGAGUAA
Messenger RNA from Pteronotus mesoamericanus, 11718 nucleotides. It is a transcript of the gene ZNF469, whose product is annotated as zinc finger protein 469. Bases 43 to 11718 code for a protein of 3891 amino acids. NCBI's taxonomy places the organism in Eukaryota, Metazoa, Chordata, Mammalia, Chiroptera, Mormoopidae. The record is from RefSeq and is a predicted model, not a curated record. The transcript has a single exon.